Rhagoletis zephyria (snowberry fruit fly) is the source of this 1089-nucleotide messenger RNA. It is a transcript of the gene Unc50, whose product is annotated as Unc50 RNA binding protein. The record is from RefSeq and is a predicted model, not a curated record. Lineage: Eukaryota; Metazoa; Arthropoda; Insecta; Diptera; Tephritidae. Gene Ontology annotation, cellular component: Golgi membrane.
AUUUGACGUGAUGUGUCAGUUUUUGUGCAGCCUUAGCGAAAACAACUUUUUGUUAAACAAAAAUAAGUUUAACCAAAGUUAGGUUCGACAAAAUGAAGCAUUCAACUUCACCUACGCCAUCAGUGACCGGUUCCAGCUAUGCCCCGUCAUAUACAACGUCCCGCGGACAAUCGCCCUUACCACCGCCAGCGAAUCACACAAGAAACUGUCUAUCUGCAACAAGCAAAAGCUACAAAUAUUUACGGCGACUAUUAAAAUUCAAUCAGAUGGACUUCGAGUUUGCCGUAUGGCAAAUGAUUUACUUGUUUAUAUCCCCACAAAAAGUAUACAGAAACUUUAAUUACAGGAAGCAGACCAAAUCACAAUUUGCCAGAGAUGAUCCUGCCUUCCUAGUUUUAUUGGUGGUAUGCCUAUGCGUGACCUCGGUCGUGCUCGCAUGGACAAUGGGACUAAACUUCUUGCAGAGUGUAUCCUUCAUUUUAUAUGUAGUUUUGGUGGAUUGUAUAUUUGCGGGCAUUAUAGUUGCUUCAUUCUUCUGGUUAGUGACGAAUCGUUACUUGCGCAGCAGUAGUCUUGAACCAGAUAUCGAAUGGGGCUAUGCUUUUGAUGUACAUCUAAAUGCUUUCUUUCCUCCAUUAAUACUGUUGCAUUUUGUGCAAUUGUUUUUCUAUGAAUGGGUUAUAAGCCAGCCGUGGUUUUUCGCACGAUUACUGGGAAACACAUUUUGGCUUUUGGCAUUGGGUUAUUAUGUCUAUAUAACAUUUUUGGGCUAUAACUGUAUCCCCCAUUUGAAGAACACGCGUCUGAUUCUCAUCCCAUUACCUGUCAUAUUUUUAUUCUAUCUGGUUACUGUGAUCAUUGGUUGGAAUGUGACCAUUUCGUUUAUUAAUUUCUACAAGUUUCGUGUAUACUAAAUGAUUGCAAUAAUAAGUUAUAAGAACAUAUGUUCAUGAAAUAUUAAACAAAAGAAUGUUUAUAAUAUAUAUAAGAACACACUGAUUACAUAUGUAUUUAUGUAACAAAGCGUAAUUUUUAAAUACAAUAAUAACUAAAGCAACAAAGUAAUAAGAAAAUAUUUAAAAAAACUAU